AUGGCGGCUGGACCCGUCAAUUUCAGAUUUUGGCUUCGUUUCCAGGUACAGAGCGACGGCUCCACACCAUCAGCCUCACCUUAUCAUACCUCAUUCCCUCAAUUCCCUCAGCUGCCCACUGAGCUUCGCCUGCAAAUAUGGGAUCACAUGUUACUACCCCGGGUGAUUCUGAUCACGUGCCAGGACCACGAAAGCAAGGUCGAAAUGGACUCAGAGCUAUCUGGACGGCCCUCUUGCCGACUUGUUCCCGCCCUUCUGCAUGUGAACAGAGAGGCCCGGUCUGUCGCCCUCGAACACUACGAACUAACCUUCAGCUGGAAGGUGCCAACGGCGCUCGCAGACCUGGAUAUCCUGCCGCCUUCUUCUGAAUUUGAAGAAUCCCGUAGACUAGCAACGCCGCAGUGGACAGAGCCGCACGUCUACUUCAAUUUCCGACAGGAUGCUUUGUUCCUACUGGGCGAGCUAGAACCAAGCACUUACAUGGGUUUCAACAGCCCAAUGACUUAUUUCUUGAACAGGGAGGAUACAAAGCGCGUCAGGAAAGUGGCGGUUGCUUUCCGAGCUCUUGGACAUGGUGAAAGUGGAUCACAGCAGGUUUUUGGCACUUUGUUUCAUGUUGUGGACAGGAUCAUGCCUCCUGAUCGAAAAGUCUUCAUUUGUGUCAACGAAGGCGAUGAAUUGACGCAUACCUUGAUGGGUGGGGAUGCCCCUCUGGUACCUGGCGGGCUGGAUUAUGCGACAAGACGUACGCUGAGUAGGGGACAUCAGCGCGAGCCCAGUGAUAUAGUCAUUGACUCGAUAAGCAGGUUUAGCCUGGAUGACGAGGUUGACCGACGUGAGAUCCUAGAACGGUAUCAGAGACACGAAUCUACUCCACAGAAUCAGGAGAGUAAUUUGAUACAGCAAAUCUGGAACAAUUGGUUCAGAGGCAAUAUCAUGACGUCGAGUCUCGCGGACAUGAAGUUCUGGCUAAUCAGGGAAGGGGAACUAAGGAAAUUUAUCAACGAGUAA
Truncatella angustata is the source of this 1011-nucleotide messenger RNA. RefSeq lists its product as uncharacterized. NCBI's taxonomy places the organism in Eukaryota, Fungi, Ascomycota, Sordariomycetes, Amphisphaeriales, Sporocadaceae. The record is from RefSeq and is a predicted model, not a curated record. The transcript has a single exon. The coding region runs from base 1 to 1011 and encodes 336 amino acids.